This is a messenger RNA of Aquila chrysaetos chrysaetos, 7889 nucleotides long. RefSeq names its product ankyrin repeat domain 60 (gene ANKRD60). Gene Ontology annotation, molecular function: protein binding. The transcript is spliced from 4 exons. The record is from RefSeq and is a predicted model, not a curated record. The coding region runs from base 1340 to 2173 and encodes 277 amino acids. Lineage: Eukaryota; Metazoa; Chordata; Aves; Accipitriformes; Accipitridae.
GCAAGACUUCAUAGAGCAAACAGUGGGGAAGUCUUUAACGGAAGAGACUUGCCAUAGAAAUGAAGUAGGUUAGUUGUACUGGCAACAGUUCACAAUGAAAAUGGUAAUUUCAAGGGGGCUGGUAAUCCAAAACCAAGGAGUCAAUCCCUAAUGCAGUCUGUUCAAUUUAGAAAUAAGACGACUUUUUGCUCUUACUAGUAAACAGCACAUACACUCGGAGUGCAAGUUCUUUUCACUGUUCUAUAAGUUUUUGUAGCACUGAUGUGAGUAUACUUUCAGAUUACUUUUCUUGUCCCUGCUUAUCCUGAUGUCCAAAAAAUUUUGCAUUUUUUUAUUCAGCUGCCUGCCAUUUUACUCUUCUGAUGUGUUCUCAGCCAAAGAUACUUAAUCCCAGUGUUUUUCAUAUAGAUAGGAGAAAUAAUACAUAGUAUGUAAACAAGGCCUUUUUGUUGGUUAUCUUAAAACAUCAUAGAAGAUUGAGAUUAUCUGUUCUUGGGUAUUAUGGUGAGGCUGAAUGACUUGUCUGUUAUGAGAAUCAGGGGCAGAAACUCUUUGUUUCACAGUCCAUCCUCCUCUGACCAUACUGACUCCAGACUAAGAAUGGGACUUGAUACGUGACAGUAUCAAAAUCAAGAGUCAGAAGACUUCCUGUCUCAUCCACUUUAUCUGCUGCUACCUUACGGACCAUCUUGAGUCUGUGAUCCUGUCAAGUCUGAUUAGUAAGAAAGCUUUGAUUUUUAUAGAACAAAUAGUUUCUGUGGUGCUUUGAUCGAGAGCAUGCUGCUUUCUUGAUUUAGGACUGAAAUGUUGUCUCAGCAGAAACACAAGGUACUCUAGCUGAUUUGUACUGGAAACCUUCAGGCCUGAACAGAUGUGUUCAUGAAAUAUCCUUUGGCACCUUUCAUAAAGAACCAUUAUCUCCAUUGCCCUGGCCGAAUUCCAACCUGGCUAAUCACAUUCUGUUCCUCUGCAUUUCCCCAACCACUGCAAAUGGAUGCUGUGGGGUUCUUUGCUUCCUUUCCUUAACUGUUGUGUAGUGUUGCGGUUCAUUGGCAAGCAGCUGUUCUGCCUCAUGCCACAAAUGGCUUGUGUUUUGCUGUUGGGCAAAUUGUUAGUUUGGUUUUGUUUGGUUUUCCCAUGUGUUUUGUGUUCCCUUUGUAUUAAAGAUUCUUCCUACUCAGUGUAGAGCAGGAAACAGAAGUAUGUACCACAAAGACAAAUGGUCUCCUUUGAAAUGAAAGGUGUAUUGGUAUAAGAGCCUCACAAAAAGCUUGUUGACGCUGUUGAUUUUCAAAUUAAUAAACCCCAUCUUUUUAAUAACUGUACAGCUGUUCUAAUAAUGUGCUUCCACUUACUAGAUGAGAAAACCAUGGUGCUUUGUGGAAGAUGCAGCCCGACAUGGAAACGGUUUCUCAGGAAGAACAGCAGCAUGAGGCACCUGAAAAUUGUUCCUAAGAGGCCUCUCAGCAACACUUUAGAACUGAUGUGUUUGGGUUUAUUACCAAAAAAAGCUCCUUCUGUGAAAGAAUGCGAUACAGGACUGUUCCUGAGGCAGCUUAGGUUUAUGAGUUGCCUGCUGGAAUUAAGGCCCGAAGUCUUGUCUACCUUCCUAAGGAACCUGGGCUUAUGUGGCCAGUGCCCUCUGUCCUUUUUCCCAAAAGCUCAGCUAGCCCAUCUGGGAGUUACAGCGGACUUUGCGGGCACCAUGCCAUAUGCAGAGUUACUGGGACCAGAGCAGAAAAAGGAAUGGGUAGCUCACCGAGCUUUAGUGGCACUGUUUGUUGCCAGCCACAGAGGUCAUGUUGAAACUGCCAAGUUUCUCCUGAGACAUGGUGCGGAUUUGCAUUCCAAAACCCCCCUAGGAAGGACUGCCCUUCACGUCGCUGCUGUCGCAGGCCAGUGCGACUGCAUCGAACUGCUCCUAAGCUAUGGGGCAAAAGCUCUUGGCCCGGACAGCGAAGGACAAACGGCGAUGGGAACUGAAGCAGGGGAGAACGACUGUUGUGGCCAAAGUCACCCUGGGAGUCCGUUGAAUUGCAUCCUGAUCUUUGAAGUUCAGUUCCAGUAUCUUUACCAUAUAUUGUCUUUCUGUUCCCUCGCUGCUGAAUGUAGAUUUAAUAUGCACAUGUGUAAUGAGCCAAACAUGUUCUGCAUAUGUUUAGCCAAAUUCUGACCUUAGGGACAUGAGGCAAGCUCUCCCUGAUCUAGUUAGGACUGCUUUCAUGGCUGGGCUCAACCCAAAGAGUGCAAAACAGUGUUGGCAUUUAGUUUAUGAAACUAAAGCCCCUCCUGGGCUUGAAGUUCAAUUCAUCUGUCUGUUUGGUGUUUUAACAAACUCAGGCUUCUCUGUGAGUUCUGGAGAAGAGAUAGCAGGCCAGUGGGUAAUAAACUGCAUGGCUGAUUGUCUGACCUCUUGUAUUGUCUGCGCACCAGAUGCUGAUUAAUGAUUAGCAUGUAACAAAUUAAUAAAUCAAUACCACAAACAAAUAAACCAUCCAUUACAGUGGCCUGUCAAGUCUCUCUCUCCUCUCUUAGAGGAGUGUAAAAGCUGCAGGCAUUACAUUCUUCACUGUACGUAAAUGCCUCUGGACUAUAUGGUAUCCUGAUACCUUGCAGAUAUGACGUACAGAUGAGAUUAAUUAUAUUCCAUAGGUAAUUUGAUAUGUGCUGAAAAAAAAUAAUUGAAGCUUUAUGCUUAGUUUUGUUCUAUGCAGAUGUUCUUGAAGGGAAGGGUGAGUGGUCAGCACAGUAAAUGUGGGCUCAGGAGGAACAAGUUUAAUAUGCUGUCUUCCUGUACAGCCCUGGCAUCUUGCCUUGAAGGGGUUAUCCACACUGACUAAUUUCAGACAACUACCUUUGAAGUCUAAAGAUAAGACCUUAUUGCCCAAGCUCUCUCUGUAGCUUUGUGGAGAAAGCAAGGAUCCUGUAGUGCACCAUUUAAAGGUCUGAAUUUGGACUCCAGUCCUGAAUAGUGAUCAGAGAAGUUUAAAAUUAAUCCAUGUGAAAUAUCAAACAUCACUGAUGCUGGCUCAGAGAAACUAAGGUCAAGCAACAAGUUGAGUUACUGUGUUGUUAUCAACAAGCUGUUCGAAGCGCAAAAACUUUUGUGCAUCUGGCCUUAUUUUUCAGAAUUUAAAGGUGUUACGAUACAUCAUGGCAUACAGCUAAUUAAUGCCUCUGUAACAAUGAAAGAUUCAGACAGAAUUCAGAGGUGGUUUCUGAAUCUGUACAAACACCUCCAAAUCCAGAACAGGACAGGGGAGUAAAUAAAUUCCUGAUUGGCCUGACUGGUUCUUCCAUUCUAAUUACAUAGGAAGUGUGUGUGUGUACUUCUGUGCAGUUCUUUGGGCAUGAUUUGUAUAUUCUAAUAAAUAACAAGUAUAUAUGUGCAUAAUUAGAAGGGACAAUAAAGAAAAGCAGUUGAUGAAAUUGAAUUAUGCAUAAUAAAGCUGUAAUUUUAUAGAGAAGUCUGUAGUCAUCAGGAGAGAAAGCGAAGCUUGCUUGUUUUAUUAGUGUUGUGAGAGACCUGAGCUGGAACUACAGUCUUAUAAGCUUUAAUAUUUUAUGAUGUCUCAUUGUAUUACAAAGAACUUAUUUUCUAACUCUUUAUUUCACCCAUUUAUGGGCCUUUCCUAAAGCAGCAUAUCCUGUUUUGCACUCUAAUCUUACUGGCUUCCUAUCCUUUUUAUGCUAUUCUGGCUCUGCAGGCCCUGGGUCAACUGUUGUCUAGGCUUAAUUUAAGGAGCAUUUGUGAUUAAAUACGGCUGUAAAUCUAUUCUCUGCAUUUUGGACAGAUAUGAGCCUGCCUCACAUGGCAACCUGACUAGAGGGUCUGGGAGUCAGCUGAAGUCUAAAUUCAGAACCGUUUCUUAGUAGCACAGACCUGGGGAGGUUCACCAUGCAGUCCAGCACUGCCAAAUAGUACGUCUGACGUAUUUUAUGUCAGGUAUCCAAAACCCACCAGGUUUAGGUGAGACCAGAUGAACAAAACAACCUUUUGGAACCUGAGAUAUAGGACAAACUCUGCAAACUGGCUGUCAGCUGGCCUUAUGGGGACCAUUCAGUAGGCAUAGACUUACAAGGCAACAGUGUGUAUUUAUCUACUUUUUCACAUUAAAAAACGUGAAAAUCAUCAGUACAGAGCCCUUCUUCAUAACGGAAAGAGGUUUGGCUCGGUAGGUUUGAAGACCCUUUCUCAUAUUUGGAUGCUUUUAUCACAUUGAUGACUACUAUCUGCAUGUGCAUUAUUCAGCUCCAAAACAACUAUAGCAACACUGCCAAAUAUACACAUGAAAUGAAUAUAAAAUACAUUCCAAACAAUUGUAGUAUUUAUGUAAUUUGGUGUCUUCUGUGUUCCACAAAACCUCAACAGAUUGUUAACUCCCGCAGAACCAGUAAGCUGAUAGGUGCACACAGCAGUAUAGAGUCUGGCUCCCCAGCAGAAAACAGUAUGAGCAGAAUGAGCCUGGUAAUGCCUGUCACUAUUGACAGUUAAUGACUGAUUAGCAAUGACUCCAACAGUGCAAAUGAAAGGAGAAUUAAAAGCAGAUUCAGGCAAUGCUUUCUCCUUCUUGAGUCCUUUAAGUGUAAAAUAACUGCACAAAUGCAUGAGGGACAUUUUAAUAGUGAUUUGCUGAAUAUGAAGAAGAUUGUUCCCUCUCAAGUUAAAUAGCAUUGACCCAAGGUGAAGGAGUUAGUCUCAAACUGUCCAUUGCUAUCGGCUAUUCCAUUACAAUGCUUAUUUUCUCAGCACUCCUACCUUAAACAAAUAGAAGGACAAAGAAACGUGGUGAAAAACCUGUUUUGGUCAGAACUAUGGUGAGACUUGGUUAAACUUUUCUCAUUUGCAUGUAAGUAACUCAAAUUAUUAAGGACAUAGCUUCUAGGAGAACAAAAGCAUCAGCAGUGCUCCUUGAGAGCCAAGUUAUUGUCUAGCUUGCACUGCAAUGUUCUUCCUUGACCCUGGCACUGUGUCCUGGUCAGAGCUGGCUCAAGACCCCCCAGAAGUGUAGGCUAAAGUGGAUUUUCCUACCUUAAAGAUUCAGGGCCCAUUUCCUGGUGCUCUGCGCUGCAGUAAAAGAGCAGGAGGUGUCAGAGUUCUCCCUCCUCCCAGUCCCUGACCCAGCGACCCAGCAGCACCACUGCUCAUACACCCUCAUUUUUCCUGUGACAGAAGCAGCACAGCCAGCCUGACUUCUCAGGACUUGCACUUAAGCAAGAAGGGCUGUUUUGUUGCCCCUAAGGAUGCGUUGCCACAGAGAACUCCCAACUUUGCCUGUGACUACAGCCAAGAAGGAAAUGAGGUGGGGGACAACAUAUCUCUGCUCAAGUGAACCAAUAAACAGUGUCCCUCUACGCCUUCUCUCCAGCCUGUCAGCUGUAUCUUGGCUUCUACUAAGAGACUGUAAAUAUGUAGGUUUUGUUCAUUAAGCAAGUAUAAUGCUAAGAUGGAAGCUGUAAUGCACAUGAUGGGGAGCACGAGAAAUUACUACAGCUUUCAUUUAAACAAAGGACAUGACCACACUCUGGCAGCAAGACCAUAAUGGCUGCUUGAUUUUUCCAGACGGGGACUGUAGCUCACUGGGUUUUUUUGGGCUCUUGCUUUGUUUUUGUUUUUGCUCCAGCUUUUAAGGAUGAGAAUGUUGUGUCUGACGCAUGUCAGCAAGCGAAGGAGAUUCACUAGCAUAGCUGGGUUCAUCUUGCUCCCCGGUGAGGAAUAAAAGCAUUAACCGUCUCUCACUUCAGGAGGAGAAGGGGGGGCUGUUUUCAGCCUGCAAGAAGUGAGAAGGCAUUGUCAGGUUUAGGUCAGGCUGGAGCACAGGGCUGUGUGGCACUCUCAGCAGGACAGAUUAGCUGGGUGUCACACGGCAGCCUGGAGGCAUCAUUCGGAAAAAGCAAGAGACAGAAGUGUGUGUGUGCAGGGUGUGGGGGGGUAAAGGCUGCCAUGUCUUGUUUUGGUGCAAGGCUGUUCUCUACAGCAAUGAUCUUUCUGGAAUGCAGACUCAGAAAAAUGGAUCGAAUAAAGAGCCUUUAUCAAGGAAGCAGAGAGAGAAAAUGGCCACUUCUAUACUCCCUAUAUUAGAACUCUAAAUAAUGCUGUUACUGGAGCUGCUAAAGACAUUUUUUAACAGGAGUCCUGCAUUUAAUCCCAAUCUGGUACCUGCAAGGCCUGAUCCUGCAGUCAAUUGCACCCAGUGAAGCUGGUGUCAGCAGAGCCACCUGACUGAAAAGGACAGGGGGCAAGAAUGAAGAUUCUUUCUGUUCUAUUUCUUCAUGGUUGCGUCUGGUUUUGUGCUUUGAAGUUCUCAGGUUUAUUUCAAUCUUUAGUGAAUCUUCAGUUUAUUUCAUUUCUUUAGUGAAGCAGAUAAAGCAUGGAGGGGGGAAAUAUGAGGGAAAGGGCCAAAUUCAAAGUUGAGUCAAACUUGGGCAACAUAUGCAACCUGCGACCACUAGGUGUAACUUACAUUAAUAAAAACACAUUGUGCUGACUAAUCACUUCAAAAUUUCAGCCAGAUUUCAACACAGCUAUGUAACUGCAGCAUGCACCUCACCUAAAACAGGAUGCAUAAAGUUAUCGCAUGAUAAAGAAAUGCUAGAGUUUGGAAUAGAGACCUAGUGAGCUGCCUCACAGUAAAAAUGGUAAAACUGCAUCUCCAUUAUUACAAUUCAUUUCCUGGACUCCAGGUUUACUGAUGUAAUCCCUUCUCUCCAUUCCAAAACAAUUAAAUGAAUAAAUACAGACUAAAACAGGACCUUGCCCCAUUACUGCAGUAAGUGUGCAAUGGACAUUGAAUGGCAAUAGAUUUAAGGUCCUUUGACUUAGAGUGAAUUCAGAGCAAGCCUUAGCAACUUCGGUUGGGUAAACUUAGUUUUUGCCUGUGUCUGAUCUGAAGUUUGGAUAGGCAUUCAAGUAUUCAAAGGUUUGGGUGCCAUAGGGCUUUAGGUAUGCUUCAAUAUGGUUUGUAGUACAACACUGAAAAUGCCUGAGGAAUACGGAAGGAACCCUGGGAUGCUGCUGUCUUCUGGGUCUUAUAGAGAGAUAGGAAAAUAGGACAGGAAGGACUUUCGAACGAUCUUCCAUUUUAGCCCUUUGCCUGUGGCAGCAUCAGCUUACACCUGUACCAUGUAAUAGCUUUAUGCUGAUUAUUUUUAAAAGUAAACCUAGUAUUUGAAAUGUAUUUAUUUAUUUAUUAUGGAUAAUUUAAAAUUGUGACGAAAUGAAGCAAAAACUUGGUCAAAGUUUUCUUAGUUUGUUACCAGGAUAUUAAGAACUUAAUAUUUACUGAAAUAAAAAAAGAAAUGCACCGCUCUUGCGUGAAACAUGGUUACCUUUUUCUUAGCUAUCAUUAAAAUCCUGAGCUUUUUGUUACUGACAAAAGUCAGGAGUAAUAAACUUAAAUGAUAUAAAAGGUAUGACAGGUAAUUAUUCUCAGAGAUACUCUCUAAAAAAGAUACUUUAAUGUAUUGUACUAUAAUGUACCUAGCACAUCUCUUCCAUAAAUGUAACCUCUAUUAUGCAUUUUCAAAGAGUAGGAAGUGUGCUUAUUCUAAGCUUAGAUUUUUCAUAUGCUCUUGUCUCUUAAAAAAGAAAACAAAAGCACCAAGAAGUAACAACCCACCUUUGAUCUAUAAUUUCCUGUGCUGUUGCUAAACACAUAGUGAAUUUUUUGUACUUUUAAGAAGGUUUACUAAGGCUGUGUAAUGUUACUUUUGAGAUCAAUGUACUGAUUUAAGAAUAACGAAAACAUUAAAGGAUGGAAAAAUCUUACACUGGGGAUCAGACAUAAUGAUGUUCUGAAGAAUACGUUGCCUCGUGUCCAGCUAGAACUUUGCAUGGUAAAUACAGCUGCAUUUGCUUAAACGAUAAGGAAUUAAAUUAACCUGCUACA